Molecule: messenger RNA, 2082 nt
Organism: Huiozyma naganishii CBS 8797
Lineage: Eukaryota; Fungi; Ascomycota; Saccharomycetes; Saccharomycetales; Saccharomycetaceae
Gene: ILV2
Product: acetolactate synthase catalytic subunit
Exons: 1
Coding region: 1-2082 (693 amino acids)
Biological process (GO): L-valine biosynthetic process
Cellular component (GO): acetolactate synthase complex; mitochondrion
Molecular function (GO): acetolactate synthase activity; magnesium ion binding; thiamine pyrophosphate binding
Source: RefSeq, a predicted model, not a curated record
AUGCUUAGAUCACAGUUGGUUAAGAACAAGGCUCUUCACAGGGCCACCGCUAGAGGGUACUCUCAAAAUGUAUGGACCCGGUUUGUCAGGAGUGCUCCAGCAACGUGUCGUUACACCGCUGUGAGGUGUGCGUCUCGCAGUUCCUCGGCAAGACCAGAACCGUCGCCCAGUUUCGACUUGGAUCCAGCUACGUCACUGUACAAAGCAUCCAAUGAAUCAUCCAUUAAAAGGUCCAAACUGUCAGAUAAGUUACGUUCAGCGACUGAACUGGAUAACUCGCUGGUGGGGCUCACUGGGGGGCAGAUCUUCAACGAGAUGAUGAGUAGACAUAACGUCGAUACAGUGUUCGGAUACCCUGGUGGUGCUAUCCUCCCAGUGUACGACGCAAUCUACGGGUCUGAAAACUUCAAGUUCGUACUACCUAAGCAUGAACAAGGUGCGGGCCACAUGGCUGAGGGAUACGCUAGAGCAUCAGGGAAACCUGGUGUUGUGUUGGUCACCUCGGGGCCAGGUGCGACAAAUGUAGUGACACCAAUGGCGGACGCUUUGGCAGAUGGGGUGCCCAUGGUAGUGUUCACGGGGCAAGUGCCCACAAACGCCAUUGGGACAGACGCGUUUCAGGAGGCUGAUGUCGUCGGGAUCUCGAGAUCCUGCACUAAAUGGAACGUCAUGGUUAAAAACGUCGCCGAGUUGCCCAAACGUAUUAACGAGGCCUUCGAAAUCGCAAUGUCCGGUAGACCUGGACCAGUUCUAGUGGACCUCCCCAAGGAUGUCACCGCAGCGGUGCUAAGAGAGGCUAUUCCAACGGAAAGUACUCUGCCCUCUUUGAACGGGGGCGCCACCACGGGGGCCACCGUCUUCGACGAGUUCUUAGCCCCAGCGAUCAACAAAGCAGCUGACCUCAUCAACUUGGCCAAGAAACCAGUAUUGUACGUGGGGAACGGUAUCCUCAACAACGAGGACGGUCCACGUCUGCUUAAGGAACUCAGCGACAGGGCACAGAUCCCAGUGACUACCACGCUCCAGGGGCUCGGUGCGUUCGAUCAAGAGGACCCUAAAUCGCUAGACAUGCUCGGCAUGCACGGCUGCGCGACGGCUAACCUCGCCAUACAGAACGCAGACCUUAUCAUUGCCGUGGGGGCACGGUUCGAUGACCGUGUCACGGGGAACAUCACCAAAUUCGCACCAGAAGCCAAAAUCGCAGCUCAAGAGAACAGAGGUGGUAUUAUCCACUUCGAGGUCUCCCCCAAGAACAUCAAUAAAGUCGUAGAGGCACAAGUCGCCGUCGAAGGGGACGCGACAGAGAACAUCGCCACGAUGUUACCUAAAGUGUUCCCCGUGAAACACCGCGCAGAAUGGUUCAAACAGAUCGAACAAUGGAAACAGAAGUUCCCAUACGCGUACAUGAAGGAGACACCAGGAUCCAAGAUCAUGCCGCAGACCGUCAUUGCCAAGCUAUCAAAACUGGCUAACGCGUCCGGCAGGGACGUCGUCGUCACCACGGGUGUCGGGCAACAUCAGAUGUGGGCCGCGCAACACUGGACUUGGAAGAAACCAAGAACAUUCGUCACAUCCGGUGGGCUGGGAACCAUGGGGUUUGGUUUACCAGCAGCCAUCGGCGCACAGGUCGCCAAACCGGACGCUAUGGUCAUCGACAUAGACGGGGACGCUUCUUUCAACAUGACCCUCACGGAACUCAGCUCCGCAGUUCAAGCGGGGACCCCUGUCAAAAUACUACUAUUGAACAACGAAGAACAAGGUAUGGUCACCCAAUGGCAGUCUCUCUUCUACGAGAACCGUUACUCCCACACGCACCAGCGCAACCCAGAUUUCCAGAAACUGUGCGAGGCCAUGGGCGUCAAGCCCCUUAAGGCCUCAAGACAGGAGGAACUGGACUCAGCACUUGAACAGUUCGUCGAAGCGGAGGGACCCGUACUUCUAGAGGUCAUUGUAGAGAAGAAGGUCCCCGUCUUGCCCAUGGUCCCCGCGGGUAAGGGGCUCGACGAGUUCAUAAACUUCGACCCAGAGGAGGAGAAGAAACAGAACGAGCUUCGUCACAAGCGCACAAAGGGCAAGCACUGA